UGACAGAGGCGUGACACAUAACAUUUGCGACCGACACAGUACUUUGCUUAAUCGACAGAUUAUUUCGAUCGAGUGCUCAAGCCUUGCCCAAGGAUGGCUUUUCGACCGUUUCAUCCAUCCGCAGCUGACAGUAAAGGCAAGAUGGCCUCUAAGUGGGACAAAGAGACGGCGAGGGACAUCUGUGCUUGGAUUCAGAGGGCCACAGGAGAAUCUGUCCCCUCGGACGAUCCUACUUCCUUUGCUGAGACGUUGAACGAUGGUCAAACACUCUGCAAGCUAGCCAAUCAGAUAAAACCAGGCGCAAUAAAGAAAAUAAACAAAAUGAAGAUGCCAUUUCACAAGAUGGAAAACAUUGGGUGGUUUAGUGAUUUUUUGAGAGAGUAUGGUGUGCAAGCGGAGUAUAUAUUUGUCACAGUAGAUCUCUACGAGAAACAAAAUGUUCCACAAGUUCUUAUUGCUUUGAAAUGGCUGAAAAUAGAGUCGGAGAAAAAUGGUGUCAAGCUAUGAGGAACCAUUUUCAAGCUCUCUUUGGCGUAUAUUGUAAUUUUCUCUUAGACAUGUCUUAGAUUUUAUUUUUCAUCUGUUUCAUGAAAAAUCAUCCGGUUUCAGAGAUAGAGCUUAGCAGUGUAAACGUUAUUCAGGGCUUUUUUUGUGGAUGAUGUGCCUUGUCGUAGUUUCAGUCUAAAAGUAUUGUUUUUAAGUUAGCAGACAAUUUUGUCAGCCGCGAGGCUGGAAGAGUGGUUAGACAGUAUCAUAUUUAUUUUGGAAUUUACCUUUCCCGUCGUUGACGUGAAGAUAAAUUAACUUUAAGUUGAGGUCAAAGUGUACGUGUUGGAUUAGAAAAGUAAUUUUAUGUGUUGCAGUGAAGAAAUAAGUUAUGAAAGUUAGGCAAAGAAGAAUUAAACCUGAAGUGGGUCCACGAGUUAUAUUA
Pocillopora verrucosa is the source of this 931-nucleotide messenger RNA. Its product is annotated as myophilin-like. NCBI's taxonomy places the organism in Eukaryota, Metazoa, Cnidaria, Anthozoa, Scleractinia, Pocilloporidae. Gene Ontology annotation, biological process: actin filament organization. Gene Ontology annotation, cellular component: actin cytoskeleton. Gene Ontology annotation, molecular function: actin filament binding. The record is from RefSeq and is a predicted model, not a curated record.